Molecule: messenger RNA, 1696 nt
Organism: Rana temporaria (common frog)
Lineage: Eukaryota; Metazoa; Chordata; Amphibia; Anura; Ranidae
Product: gastrula zinc finger protein XlCGF17.1-like
Exons: 2
Coding region: 14-1144 (376 amino acids)
Biological process (GO): negative regulation of transcription by RNA polymerase II; regulation of cytokine production; regulation of immune system process
Source: RefSeq, a predicted model, not a curated record
GGGUGAAGAUCUGAUGAACAUGAAAGUUGAGGAUGAAGAAGAAGAGACGUAUGUGAGGGAUGAUCAGCAAUAUAUAGAGGAGGAUGGAAUGACGAGGACAUUCAUAGAGGAGGACACUCCUUCAGAGAUCAGCACAGGACACGCCAUGGAGAAACCCUCAAAGGAUCGUCUCACUUUAUCUCCAGGUUGUAAAAUGGAAGAUGAGGACAUCACAGGAGAUUGUGGAGGAGAAAAGACAAUGAGCUUCACUAUGGAUGGAGGACUUCACAGUGUGGAUAGACCAUGGAAUCCCUCUGACUCUGAGGAACCUCGUACUGUGAGGGAUGGGGCCGGAGUUCAGAGAAAGAAGAAAGUUUCCUGUCCUGAAUGUGGGGAAAGUUUUAACUCUAAACAAAGUCUUUCUGUACAUCAGAGAUCUCACAUGGGGGAGGAGCUUCAUUCCUGUUCUGAGUGCUGGAAAUGUUUUCCUCAUGAAUCAGAACUGGUCGCACAUUACAAGCUUCAUGCGGAGGAGAAUCGAUAUUCCUGUUCUGAGUGUGGAGACGUUUUUUCACAGAAGGUCCAUCUUUCCAGACAUCAGAGAUUGCAUACAGGCAAGAGGUUGUAUUCCUGUUCUGAGUGCGGAAAAUGUUUUUCACAGAAAUCCAGCCUUUCCAAACACCAGAGAUUGCACACGGGGGAGAAGCCGUAUGCCUGUGGUGAGUGCGGGAAAUCUUACCCACAGAAAUCAGACCUUCUUAUACAUCAAAGAUCCCACACGGGGGAGAAGCCUUACUCCUGUCCCGAGUGCAGUAAAAGUUUUUCACAGAAAUCCACUCUUUCCAAGCAUGUGAUAUUACACACGGGUGAGAGGUUGUAUUCCUGUUACGAGUGCGGGAAAUGUUUUACGCAGAAGGCCCAUCUUUUCAGACAUCGGAGAUCUCACACAGGUGAGAAGCCUUUUCCCUGCCCUGAGUGUGGUAAAUGUUUUACGCAGAAGGCCCAUCUUUCUAGGCAUCAGAGGUCGCACACGGGAGAAAAGCCGUAUUCCUGCUCCGAGUGCGGAAAAUCUUUUUCAGAGAAGUCCUGUCUUUACAGACAUCAGAGAUCGCACAGUGAAAUGAGCAUGGCGCCUGACCCGAGUGCGGAAAAUGUUAUGCAUUGAAAUCGGACCUUGUGGCAGCUGAAGGAUCUCACGCCGGGGAGAAGCCGUAUUACAAACUCAUUCGUUUUCCUGGAAAUCCCAUCUUACCGCAGACGAGUAAAGAGGCCAUUUUCUUGCUUUGAGUGCUGUUUCCUAUAGAAGUCUUGGCCUUCCAAGCCUCAGAGAACCCAAACAACCCUAGAGGAGGUGUAGCUAACGUCUUCUGUCGGAUCCAUAUUUUGCUGUACAUCAGAGAAGUUGAGAAGUGUUAGGAUCGUGUCUCAGGCAACAGAUCGGGGUCUAGGAGAAACGGCUCCCUCUGAUCUCAUUGGCUGCCACUCAGGUUCUUCCUCAGGUUGGCUCCACCUUUCUCACCUUCUAUGCCCUUAUUGGCCAAUGCCCCUUGCUCUCUACUUAAACAUCAGAAGCCCAAGGCUCUGAUCACGUGAUAAGUCUCCUAACCACACUGGCACUGCCCUCUAAUUUCCCGACCCUUUAGUGAUGGAUCUAUGUAGCCUUUCUUUAUCAUGUCACAAAAUCAGAAUUGACUAGUUAUAUGGAUUUUAUCUUUUU